AAGUCAAACAAAUGUCAAAACAAAGCUUGUGAACCGAUCUGUUUCGGUGUGAGUGAAUUAAAGUUUUUAUUAGUUUAUUAUCUGCUGGGCUUGCUUGGGAACCGAACAAUGAAUUGAAUUAUAUCCCGAAAUUAAUUAAAAUAUUAAUUUUAUUUACCAUGGAUCCAUUAAAUUCGAGUUUCCUUUUGAUAUCAUUGUGCGUUUUGCUCUGGGGUGUGGCCGGCCAAUACGAGUGGCAAAUAAGGGAUGCAUUCGACGAAAUACGUGGUAAAAUGGAUAAAGUUUCAGCGGACAAUUGCUUUAUAACGCAUCUCGAUGAUCUGUACCUCCCAGAGGACUCGGUUUCGCAUCACCCAGACGUAAAAGAGAUAAACAUUAAUCCAGUAUUUCCUAACCGCACAGCAUUGCUUCAUUUACACAACAUGGCUAUGAAUCGUGCAUUUUUCUGGAGCUACAUCCUACAAUCAAGGUUCAUACGACCGGCCAUCAACGAUACUUACGAUCCAGGUAUGAUGUAUUAUUUCCUUUCAUCAGUAGCCGACGUUGCAGCAAACCCGUAUAUAAACGCUAGUGCAAUAUAUUUUUCUCCAAACAUGUCAUACACUUCGUCGUACAGAGGAUUUUUCAAUAAAACCUUGCCCAGAUUUGCACCAAGAGCUUUCAGGGCAGAUGAUUUCAAUGAUCCUGUGCAUCUUCAGAAAAUAUCAACUCUGAACACUUUUCACAUUGAAGACUUGGGUGCUUUUGACCCUGAAAGCUUGUCCAAAGAUUACACCUCAGAUUUUUAUAGGAUCAAUGAAUGGUAUCAGUUAUGGUUACCUGAUAAAGUGGAAAGAAGACAUGAUACAAAGACAACAUAUCAAGUUGAAAUAAGAUAUGCCAACAACACUAAUGAAACAUAUACUUUCCAUGGUCCUCCUGGUAAUGAUGAAACUCCUGGCCCCGUGAACUGGACUAAACCAUAUUUCGAUUGUGGCCGAUUAAACAAGUGGCUUGUGGGAGCAGUGUCGCCAGUUGCAGAUAUUUAUCCACGACACACCCAGUUUAGACAUAUCGAAUAUCCUAUAUAUACUGCAGCUGUUGUAAUGGAGAUGGAUUAUGACAGGAUAGAUAUAAACCAGUGUCCACCCAGUCAAGGCAAUGACAGACCCAAUAGAUUUGCUUCUACGGCUCGAUGUAAAAUUGAAACAACUGAGUGCGAACCGAUACACGGUUGGGGUUUCCGUCGCGGAGGCUACCAAUGCCGUUGCGCGCCCGGCUACCGGCUGCCGGGCCUAGUGCGGCGCCCCUACCUCGGAGAGAUAAUUGAGCGAGCCACCGCAGACCAGUACUACAACAAUUUCGACUGCCUCAAGAUCGGAUGGAUUCAAAGUUUGCCGGUGAAAUGGGAGCGGGCGCACCCGUUCAUCCGCGCCAUAUACAGAGACCAGUACUACGAGUAUGUGAACGCGACGAGUGGAGCGGCUUCCACGCAGACAGAGAGGAUGAACGUGUACGAAGUGCUCAACUUCAUACGCGGAGUGCAGCCCAGUAAUUGUACCAAAUACAAUCCCAGCGACUUAGUCUUAGACGGGGACAUAGCUUUCGGUGCUGAGGAGCAGCUUGAGUCCCAAGCCAAGAUGGCUGUGAGACUAGCCAAUUUCAUCAGUGCAUUCUUACAGGUCUCAGAUCCACAAGAAGUGUUCAGCGGUACCCGCGUAGCGGAUAACCCUCUGACAGAGGACCAAAUGUUCGGUGAAACACUCGCCAUGGUGCUCGGAGACUCGAAGAUUUGGUCAGCGGGCACAUUUUGGGACAGAAACAAGUUUACGAAUAGAACAUUCUUCGCACCAUUCGCUUACAAGACUGAGUUGAACACUAGGAAGUUUAAACUCGAGGACUUGGCGAGAUUGAAUAAGACUGAAGAACUUUACACGCACAAACCGUGGUUCCAAUUUCUGAAACAGCGUUGGUCCACCAACUUCGACAGUUUAGAACAAUAUUUCAUCAAAAUGAAGAUUCGAGACGAUGAAUUGGGCAAAUACCUGAAACGCUACGAGAGAUACCCGACUUAUUAUAGGGCUGCGAACGUAAAGCAUGGCCACUGGACUAGGCCCUAUUAUGAUUGCGAUGGACAUUUGAAACAAUGGGUCAUAACUUACGCUGCGCCGUUCUUCGGUUGGGACAGUGUCAAAGUCAAAUUGGAGUUCAAGGGAGUGGUUGCGGUAACCAUGUCUUUAAUGGCGUUGGACAUCAACCAGUGCCCGGACAAAUAUUAUGUGCCUAAUGCGUUCAAGAGUACGGACAAAUGUGACAGAAGGUCUUCCUAUUGCGUACCAAUAUUGGGGCGUGGCUUCGAAGCGGGCGGUUACAAAUGCGAGUGCCUCCAAGGAUACGAGUAUCCGUUCGAAGAUCCGAUAACUUACUACGACGGACAAAUCGUCGAAGCGGAGUUCCAGAACAUUAUAUUGGAUAAGGAGACACGCAUUGACAUGUUCAAAUGUAGAUUGGCUGGUGCGGCGGCGAUACAAAGCAGUUUCGUGAUUAUUUUGGGCGUUCUACUGAUACUAUUGAAGAUUAGGUAAGAUUGUAUAUGCUAUGUUAUUGUAAUAUAGGCGUUUUUGUAGCUACAAAACUUUAUAUACUCUCGCCCCCUUAUUAAUAAACGCAAAAUAAGCUUGAGGAGCUCGAUGGCGCAGGUGGUUAGCGCGUUCGGCUGCGAUCGUUGUAGUUAAGCAACUUUCGCAGUGGUGGGUCAUUGGAUGGGUGACCAACAAAUUUCUAUCUCGAGUUCCUCCGUGCUUCGGAAGGCACGUUAAGCCGUUGGUCCCGGUUGCAUCUGCAGUCGUUAGCACCCGCCAAUCCGCACUGGGCCCGCGUGGUGGCUCAUGGCCCAAUCUCCCUAUUCCAUCCAUAGGGAAGGCCUGUGCCCCAGCAGCGGGGACAUUAAGAGGCUGAUGAUGAUGAUGAUGAUGAAGCUUGGACUCGUUACUCUAUGUUUUGUCUCUGUUCAUUUAAUGACAAAUGGCAUUUGAGUGAUAUGAACUAAACACGGCGUUACUAGUCUAAGUUUGUUCCUCGUUUAUUAAUAAAGGGGUUGUAGAUUGGUGAUGAAUAGUUGGAUUCUGAGUUAUAUGCCCUUCGCACGAACUAAUAUCGAAUUCGUUACUUUGCGAGUGCGAAGUGUCAUUGUCAAAAUUUGUAUGGAAACUUGAACAGCAGCGUCACAACGGACGUAACGAUAACAACAGAUAUCAGUACACAUUUGGCGUUUAUCUAGAUCGAAUUCGAAUAGUUAAAUUCGAUUUCGAUAAGCGCUAAAUGUGAAGCAGUUUUGUUUCGAUUUUUUUUUAAUUCUCUUACGUCCGUUGUGGCGCUGUUCAUUUUUCCAUACUUGACAUUUGACGCCCAUUGAAUUCAAUUAUUCGAAUUCGAUGUCGUUUUGUGCUAAUACCGGGUUCACACGAGGCGGUUAAAUUGAUCAACUUUUAUCGUUCAUUUGCUUUUGUUGGAGGACUCUUCGCUAAGCUAGUAGAUUACAACCCUUGCCAUAGCAAUGAAGAAUUUAAAACAACAAUAUAGUUCAUACGACGUUACGUAGAUGGCGCCACUCUCCUUGCUUUCUUGUUCGUUCAUACAUAGCUAUCCGAUACGUGCAUUUAUAUUUAUAUGAAACAGUUAUUAACUACUAAAUAAUGUUUUUUUAUCAACUUUUCUUUAAUUUGAUUGAAAGUUUGUUCAGACGGUUCAAAUCGCAUGCGAUUUAGCAGUUAGCAGCAACUAAAAUCGCCUCGUGUGAACCCCGGUAUAAGAGUACUGGUUAUUGAAAUGGAAAAUAAAAGGUAAGACCAGUGCUGUGGCAGUUUUGUAGUAAUACUAGGAGUUCUAAUCAUUUUGUUAGAGAUUAGAUUUUUUUGCAAAUUUUUAAGAUUUUGUUGCUACAAAACUGUAGUUUUUUUUUUCAUAUUAUUUGAGAGAAGACUGCCAUGAUUUAUAUAAGGAUACCUAAUUUUUUACUUUGUUUUUGCUAUACAAUAAAUGAUACUCGUAUUCACCGUAAUAAAGAUAAAUAAAAAAUAUCACAGCUUAUAUGAUAUUAAAUACUUUCAUUAGGUUUUGUAGCUAUAAAAUUUGCUUUAAAAAUCAAGUCCAAUAUUUAGAUUUAUAUAACGUUAAGAUGUAAAGCAAUAUCUACCGUAGGAUUUUAAUUCCACAAUUUAAUUUCCUAGUUUUUUAUAAUAUGAAAUGUGAAAUUAAGAUACAGCAAAACUUUUGUUAUCUUUGUUUAGCCUUAUUUCAGUGACUCCUGAGCAACAGCUCAAUGUGCCUCCAAAUACAAAGCGCUGAAUAAAAAAAGGCACUUUGUCUAGCUACCUUCGAAAUCUUUUUACGAAGGUAGCUUGACAAAUUAAAUAUUCAUAGAGACGUCAUAAAUACACAAAUCAGUGCAUCUAUACCGUCUUAUAAGUCUUCUUUUAUUUAAUGAGUGGUGUGCGUGAAAACCUACUAAAUAAAAAAAAAACAAAAUCACAUAUCACAUUAUAACAUAACCCACAAUAAAUAUAAUGCAAAAAACCAUAGACAAAAAAAAAACAGAUUAUUUGGUACCGUUCAACUUAUAAUUUAUAAUUUAAAACCUCUUUUAAAUCGUAUCGGCCGGCAUAGUGCGCGAAAGUUAUACAUAUAAAAAUACAUACGAGCGAUUUGAGCGGAUUUCUGUAUUGCAACCCGACUCGCUCUGGCCCGGCAUAAUGGGCGCUAUCCAUCAAGGUCUAUUCUUUCCCAUGCUUCGACUUCUUCCCAACUAUUAUCCAGUGCUAUUAUUCUCAUUUUUGAUCUAAUAAUUUAAUUUUCAAAUGGCCAAAUGAAAAAGAUAUAUGUAUAUCAAAUUCAUCAUUCAUUUUUUCAUCGACUUGAAUUAUAAAAGAAUCGCACAUAUUGUCAAUAUUGUUGCAAGAAGCAAAGAUUUUGCAAACGAAAAGUUUUCCUAAAGUAGGAUUGCAAACCCAUAGGAAAUGAUUUUUCUUCCACAAGAAUCUCUUUCUACUAUUUAGUGGUUAGUGAAUUUUCUAAUUUUACUAAUUAUUAUUGUAACUUCAAUAAUGUGAUAGUAAUUAAGUCUGAUUACCAUUUGAUGUAAUUAAAUAAAGCACUGAAUUAUUAAAAAUACAACCGUUUAUUAUGUGAUUACACAAAAUUAUAGUUAUAAUUUUUAUUUUUUAACCAUGUAGCUGCUUGAUGUUUAAAUCUAAAGAAAAUAUAACACAUGACCGGCAGGGCGGCGGUAGCACAAUGGUCAGUGCAUUUGCCCGGAUAGCGAAGGGUGCGGGUUCGAGUCCCGUCUGCUGCCUGGUCCGCGUGGAAAUUUUCUAGUUAUAUUUUGUUUAGAUUUAUACACAAGAUUUCUUAACAACUUAAAAGAUGCGGUGGGUCAGUAAAAGACCACAGAUAAAGGGUUUGCGUUUAAAAGGAUGCUGUUGUUUGCGUUUACUUCAACACCAUUUUUACAUUGACUUAGUUUUUCUAAUUUGAAAUCAUAAAUGCGAGAAAUAUUGUUGUUAAUUUUAUAAGUUUCGACUGUUUUAUUUAUUGGCAACAUUCCUGAAAUGUUAGAAUCCGUUGAGUUAAAAUCACAGUAUACUUAUCUUGAUAUUAAAAAAAAUCUGGGUUUUAAUGGUACAAAAAAGGAACGACGACUUUGAUACUUAUGACAUUUUUCUAGAAUUAAGGUAAAUAUUUAUAGGUAGCUUUGAUUUACUGGAAUCUCAACAAUAUUUUUACUUAUCAGGGCAUUAUGUAGCCGUCCAUUUUUGUCUUGGAUUAAGUGUAUAAGUUAUAAGAGUUUCUGAUAUUUCAUUUGUAAUGUUAGCAAGCUAAUAUAUUUUUAUAUGUUUUUUCGUUUACCUAAUACUUUUACAAUACUAUAUUAUACUAUUUUUUAUUAAAAGGUUAUACACUACAUAAAAAUCACAAAUAGUGAGUCUUACAAUUUUUAUUUAUUUUAUACAUUUUUUUUACAAUAUGAUAAGUAUAUAAUUGACAAUACAUUGCAAUUUGAUUUAUUUUCCUAAAAAUAUAAACGAGUAGGAGAGUGCCUAAUAUUUUUUAAAUAUCAAGAAUUAACAUUAUAAAAACUGUAUAAGGUUUUUUAUACUAUGGCAGCAUUUACAUAUAUUAAUAGAAAUUACAUGAUUUGAGUUAUUUAGAUUUUUUACAGAAUGGCAACUUAUAAAAAAAAUAAUAUUUUUAAAUAUUCUUGUAUACAUAGUCUUAAAUUCAAGUGCAGUCCUAUAAAUUAUCUCACGGUCUCAUUUUCUGUCACUUUCACCCUCGUUAAUAUGUCAAAAUCUGCUCCUUUUUAUAUUUAGAGAAGUUAUUCUUGAAAAUAAUUACUGUACUUGAAUUUAAUCGUAUGAAUAUUCCUUAGACUUUAUUCCAAUAAGUAUGUAUGCGUUGAAAUCUGCUUGCGAAGUGCGAGUUUUUAAGUUCAGUAGCGUUUGAAGUAAACGUAUUAUUUUUUAUUGUGGAGUUACCAUAAUUCUUUAAUUAUACACUAGAUGGCGCUCCUAAAAUGUAUUUAUUUCACGUUUAUGGGAACGCAUUUAAUUACUGGAGGUAAGAACUCGUACUCAGCAUUCAGUUCUGAAAUGGGAGCAUGUUUAAACUCUAAUUACCAUACAACACAUUUGAAAUUUAAGAAAUUCACGAGUGUAACGUGAAAAACUGAGUUUUCUAUAGACUGCUAUUGACAUGUAAUUUUAAGCACAAUUAUAAGAAACAAGUACCGUCCAUUUUAGUGUCUUCUCAUAAUGUAUUUUUUUGUGAAAUAAAAAUGUAAGUAC
Messenger RNA from Chilo suppressalis (striped riceborer), 6821 nucleotides. Lineage: Eukaryota; Metazoa; Arthropoda; Insecta; Lepidoptera; Crambidae. The record is from the annotation of a GenBank genome assembly.